This is a messenger RNA of Alnus glutinosa, 788 nucleotides long. Its product is annotated as translocator protein homolog. Gene Ontology annotation, cellular component: membrane. Bases 132 to 653 code for a protein of 173 amino acids. The transcript has a single exon. The record is from RefSeq and is a predicted model, not a curated record. Lineage: Eukaryota; Viridiplantae; Streptophyta; Magnoliopsida; Fagales; Betulaceae.
UUAAGAAACCCCUAAAUUUGCUCCGUAACGCUCAUUUUUUUCUGCCCUCCAAUUAAUGUCUCCCACUAAAUAAACAAAUCUCCUUUUGUCUCUUCUUUCCCUCUGCCCAACAAUUCCAUUGCCAAUUUGCCAUGCCUUCUCAAAAAACCCUUCAACACCGGGAGCAGUACCCCAAGAAUACCAACGCCAAGCGGGCCCUACGGUCCCUAGCCAUCGCCGUUACCGUCCCCGUCUCCCUAACCAUGUUCAUCGUUUUCAUGUUCGGCUCCGGCCGCAAGUACCGGGCGCUAGCCAAGCCCCUCUGGUUCCCGCCUCUUUGGUUCAUACACCUGGCGUCCCUGGGGUCGUCUUUCCUCAUGGGCUUCGCGGCUUGGCUCGUGUGGGCCGACGGAGGAUUCCAUGCCCACCCCGAUGCGUUGCUCCUCUACGUCGCUCAGGUUUCGCUGAGCAUAGUGUGGGACCCUCUUGUGCUCGUGAUCGGCGCAAGGUGGCUGGCGUUUGUGUUCUGCGCCGCCAACUUCGGAGCUCUCUUUGCGUGUUACAAGGUCUUCCGAGGCAUGAACGUGAAUCCGUUUGCGAAAGAUCUUGUUAAGCCUUGCGUGGCGUGGGCAGCGUAUCUAACGAUCCUUACUUUUAAGCUUAUUUCUCUUUGAUUUUGGUUUUUGCCUAACUUUUUCUUAAUUAGGUCCGUUUUUGUAAUUAGUUUUAAUUUGCCCCCACAACAAUUCAAUUUGUAGCAUCCAAAUGUUCAUGCCAAGUACUUCGAUAAUGCUUCCCUUUCAAAAAAA